AGAGCCUUUACCUUUGCUUUUGCUUUUUGCCUUUCUUUCUCUUUUGUCUUAGUAGUUAGUUAGUGAGUACCCCUCACAACAAGUUUUCAUCAUCGUUUUCUUCCCUUAAAUUCUAGCAUACAGCCACUUUGAUCAUUUAACUCUUUUCCCAAAUGUUUCUAUUGUUGAAUGGAUUUUUCGAAAUUUAUAACUCCUUUUCUUUUACCCGGCUUGAUAGUCAUGAUUCGUGCUAAAGGCUAUACCUAUAUGUAAUAACAAAAUAUUGUAAAAAAUAAUGAAAAAAAAAAACAAGGCGCGUGAUUCAAACGCGACAUGCAGUUAUAGGCCAAAGCCAGAAGUCUUUAGCUGUGUCUAACACUACUCGAUCUCUGUCUUUGAAGUCUCAAAUUCAUAUUACAUGGAAGGGAAGCUAAUGAAAAGAAAAGCGACACCCCAAAGCCCUAAACAUCAAAGAACUCACCCAUUUCUCCCUUACUCAGCAGGUGUGUCUUCUGUUCUUUUGUUUCAGAUAAUGUUCUUUUUGAUGCAAAAACUACUUCUUCAAGAAAUGUUUAUGUUGUUUAUAGGUUGAAAGGAACACUGGGUUUAUGCUAAAGUUAAAGAUUCUUUGUUUAUUUUUUCUUUUACUUUUUGUCCUAACAAUCUUGAAAAAGAGAUGAAUUUUGGGCCCUGGUGUUAGUUUAGAGAUGUAGUGCACUAUGUAUUGGCUGUUGGUAAGAUCCAACAAUUUAUGACUAUCUUUAAGGUUUUACCAUUUCUUCAUCAGGUUUGUUAUCUUUUUUAACUAGAACUUACUUCUUUUGGUGAUGCCAAUAAUCAGUAUGGCAGAGUAGAUAAAAUUUAGAUGAUGUAAUCAACGCGGUUUUCAUUUCAUUUUUCAUAGCCUGAAUUUAAUGUCGGUGUCCACCUAUCUUAAAUGGAAUUCAACACAAAUCUUUGCCUGGUUGCUGGGGAGAUAUAUAAGAAUUCUGUAUGUACUUCUAGUUUUGAUUUACUAUAGGGUGGUUGACUGAGAUUUUUUUUUGAUUGUCAGAUCACAGAUAAUGUCAAAUUUGGUACUUCCAAAAUUUAAAUGUUCAAUUACAUUUAUGUGGCACUGAGGGGAGCAUCAAUGUGUUUUGCCAGAAUUUUCACAUGGAGUCUUUACCAUGGUGUUCUCAUGCAACAUCUAUCAUCAGCUAUGUCAUGUUUUGAAUUUCUGAAUUAUAUCAAGAAGGAAAGUUGCAGAACUUCUUAAUUGUAAAGCGUGAUGGAGGAAAGGAAAUUAAAUUUCAGUGCACCACUGUUAUCUGUGAGGCGGUUUUCUGAAACAUCUGCCUUUUCAGAUAGAGAUAAGCAGAAGAUAAUUGAGAAUUCUCCUCCCACUACACGACAAAGUCUCCCCUUCUGUAACUCGGAUGUGAGUUUGGAUCAGGUGACAGAACCUGUUGCAGUUCCUUUUGUAUGGGAGCAGAUCCCUGGGAAAGUGAAAGGUGGCAUUGAGAAUGAGUUUCAGGCUAAUAAGGGAGCUUCUGGUACUCCUAGGCUUCCGCCAGGGAGUUUGGAUGUCAUAACAUAUCCUGUGGGGAAAUACUUUGACUAUCAGAAUGUGGUUAGGCUCCAAACUGAAACAAAUUCUAUGGAAGAUCAUGUGACUAAAUUAGACAGUUCAAACGAGGGAAUGAAUGAGAAAUGCAUCUCAGAGUCUGAGAAUGAUGAUGAUGUUUAUUCUGAUGCACUUGAUACCUUGUCCCCAACUGAUUCAAUCUCCAUGAAUUGUAGUAUAAGUAGUGGCACUGGUGCAAAACCAUCAGGAACCUUCUCUACAGAUCCACUAACUCGGGAUUUCAUGAUGAGUCGCUUUUUGCCUGCUGCCAAGGCAAUGACUCUGGCGAUACCUCAGUAUGCUUCAAGGAAGCAAUCUAUGGCACCUGAACAACCUAGAGAGGUUAAGAAAGUGGUUGAUGGGGACAGGAAACCUCCUGUUAAUCAAUAUGAGUCAAUUGUCAUUCCACAUUAUAACCAGGAUGUAGAUGAAGAAGAAACAGAAGAUGAAUAUGAGGACUAUGACGAUUCUGGCAAUUUAUCAAGAAAAGCAUGUGGCUUGUUGCCUCGAUUAUGCUUUAAGAACACUCUGCGCCUCGUAAAUCCUGUGCCAGGAUUAAAAGUUAGGACCCACUCUUCAAUGUAUUCUGCUCAGGAGGUUGUAAAACCUGGCAAAGAUACCUACAUGAAGUCUCGCAGCCAAAUUGUUGAGAAGCAUGCUUGGGAUGUUGUUCACAAGAACAAAUCAGUUAUUGGAGUUCAAUCCCCCAGGCUCCCAGAGAACAAAUUGGAUAGUGCAGUUCAAUCACCCAGGCUCCCAGAGGACAAAUUUGAUAUUGGUGUUCAAUUUCCUAGGCUCCCUGAGAUUGGGAAAAAGCUGACGUGUCAAUCAAAUCGGUUUACCAGCUCAAAUGACCAGCAGAUAGUGAAUAGGUCACCUCCCAAAAAGCUUCCAGAUGGUGCUCACAUUUCUCCCUAUCGGAGAGCGAGACCUCAAUCUCCCUUCCGUGGAGGGGGGUUUCUUGGCAUGCCCAAAGAAGCUGAGAAAUUCAAAGCCAAUAUGUUGGUUAAGUGUACCAGAAGCAAUAACAACUCGCAGGAAGUAGUACCCUACCAAAGCACCAGAAAAGGGUUAGGUUCUCUGAGGCCUGCAGUUGAGAAAACAUUGCAUGUAGAUACCGUAAAUUUUGCGGAAAUUGCAAGUUCAAUUUCCAAUUCCUCAGAUACCAACGUACAAACGGACUCCACAGGAAAGCAUUCUGAUACCUCACGAGCGAACAGAAUGCCGGAAGAACCUGCUAUGGUAGAAUCUUCUCUUCAAGAUAUAAAAGGUCUCAAUCUUUUGGAUGGAAAGGAAAUAUCAGAAUAUGAAAUUACAGGGUCAGUGAAUUCCAGUCGAUCUUCUUUCUGUGACAAACCUUAUCUCAAAGUUCAAGCAGAAAUUAUAGAUUGCUUCAGACAGAAUGGAGGACUGGAUCAAAAAUCUAAGUCCUUAGAGCGUAUAAAAGUUAGAGCUGAUGCAAAUCUAACUGUUAAUGAUGAUGAUGAUUUGAGAGCAGCUGAUCAAGAAGCUAAGGCUGGUUCUUAUUACUCUCCCCUUCCGCCUCCUUUACCAAAAACACCAUCUGAGUCUUGGCUUUGGCGUGCGCUGCCUUCAGCUACGUCAAGAAAUUCAUUUUCACAGUCUUAUAAUGGCACUCGAUUUAAUCCUAAAAAACAUGAACCUAAGAUACCUGCUACUGAUGAUACCAAGUGGGAAACAAUUGUCAAAACUUCUUACUUGCAUCAUAAUCACGUCCGCUAUUCUGAGGAAUUAGUAACUCACUUUUCUCAGCAAUCCAAAACUUAACAAUAGAGGGGGCACCAUUGAAUUCCUUGCAUUCACUGCCUUUGUUUCAGCAGUUUUGGUUCAAAAUGGUCAGAGCUGGUUAAGAUUUUGCAGCAGCCUACCAUUUUUUUCUAUUUUUCUUCCUGGAGUUUCUCCUUCCAUUUUCCUUGUAUCUUAUGCUAGGCAAGUGGAUUUGUUAGCUCUUGAUGUACAAGCUUGUAAGUUGUUCGUUUCUUUUCCCUACAUCAGCCAUCAGUGCAGAAGCUGAGGCAAUUGUUACAUCAAAUUCAGAUUCAAUCUUGUAUCGGCCAAAAAUAUAAAAAUUAUUGGAUAUAGAAGGCUUCUUUGAUAUAUAACAUACUUGUUAUGGGCUUCCAGCAGUAUAGAACAUUAUCAUCGCCAAUAGGCUAGAGCAUAGGGAACUCGGAAUAGAAAUGGUUCAAGUAUAUCUGUAUCGUUUAUUUUCUUGGUCUGCCAUCUCGUUAAUGAAUUGGAAUUUGAAACUUUACAAAGUAGUGUGCCGUUAGGGAGCCCAUGACCUCUAGAGCUUCAAUUCAAUCCUCAUCUUGAGCCCAUAAUUCUUUUGUGCCUUAAGCCCAUAGCUUUAUCUUAUGCUUCCAGGAUUACAACCAGGAAGAUCCUCGAUCCUAUUAGUCUAAACAGUAAAAUGACAAAGUCCAAAUGUCUGUGGAUUAAUGAUUGCGGCCUGCAGGAACUUAAUAGCAGAGCUCACCUAGCUCUCUAACCGAAGAAAGAAAAGAAAAAAUGACAGACAAUGGGCCCAUAGAAUCACAGUUGGUCUAGACUCUACAGAGCGAAGCAUCCAUUUAUGGGCCUGUUAAGCUUGCCAAGUUAGUUCUUACAGUCGAUGUAUAUUCAUAAUUUAUGUAAACCAGGCACGUUGUAGCUAAAUCAUUGUUUCGAGAACAGAAAAGUUGAAUCUAAA
Molecule: messenger RNA, 4298 nt
Organism: Durio zibethinus
Lineage: Eukaryota; Viridiplantae; Streptophyta; Magnoliopsida; Malvales; Malvaceae
Source: RefSeq, a predicted model, not a curated record